CAAUUUCUGGUGGUGUCGCACUCGUCCUGUACGUGCUGCGCAUCAGCAUGGCCGAGGUUGACGGAGCUCACAUCGACACUGCCGCCGUGCCUCGAAGCGACAUGGCUUCUACGAGCGUAGAGUACACCGUGCAACAAGUGGACAACUGCAGGUUUACCUCUUGGUAUGAAGCGUUGCGUGUCCACAGCAUCCGCAGCAUCGCGAUCCCGUUGCCCGAGGAGUUUGUGGCGAGUUUGCUCCAAGACCAGAUCCUCGUCCAGGAAGACUUGUAUCCGUCUUCGUUCGUUGCCGCUGUCAAAGACGCCAUCCAUCGCUUGGGUGGUCGCGUGUUUGCCAAACUGGACUGGAGCAGCGCCAAGGACGCCAAGUGGAUCCUCGCCAACUCGUUGUGCUGCCGGUCGUUCGCGGACAUCUUGAUGUUGCUGAAAGCUUCCGACUUCAUCACCCACGACCUGACGCAGGCGUACGACGGAUGCAGCGACGUAGGGACCAAGCGCCGCCCCGACACGUUCCACCUGGUCCUCAAGAAGUGGUGCCACUUGUUCGACUCGAUGCAUUUCCGGUGCUUUGUACGUGCCAAGAAACUGUUGGGCAUCUCCCAGCGCAACUGCACCGAGCGGUACGACUUCCUCGCUUCCGAGGCCACACAGGACACGUUGUGUGACGCCAUCGCAGCCUUCUUCGAGUCGCAUCUCACCACGUCGCAGGCCCUCCCCGAUCCGAAUUACGUGUUCGACGUCUAUGUGGACAAGGACCACAAGGUCCACCUCAUCGACAUCAAUGUGUUUGGCGCCGUGACGGACCCGCUCUUGUUCUCAUGGGACGAAUUGAAGCAACCGGCGACGGCAGAAGACGAGCGCAUCCAUUUCCGAGUGGUCACGACGCCGCGCUCGGCCAUGUACUCAGAUCCGUACGGCCAGUACCGCGUGCCCGUCGAUUUGGUCGAGCAUUUGGCUACCCCUGGUGGGUUUGACGAGUUUAUCCGACAAGUGGCUAAAGACAACAUCCAACACCCCCAUGACGACGACGAUGACGAUGAUCAUGAUGAUGAUGGCAACUGGUCAGAUUAAUUCAAACUCUAUUACCAUCGACUUUGUACUACAGUAGAACCUCCGAUUAAAAA
Aphanomyces astaci is the source of this 1123-nucleotide messenger RNA. RefSeq lists its product as hypothetical. The coding region runs from base 48 to 1070 and encodes 340 amino acids. Gene Ontology annotation, cellular component: cytoplasm. The record is from RefSeq and is a predicted model, not a curated record. NCBI's taxonomy places the organism in Eukaryota, Oomycota, Saprolegniomycetes, Saprolegniales, Verrucalvaceae. The transcript has a single exon.